Molecule: messenger RNA, 5346 nt
Organism: Dromaius novaehollandiae (emu)
Lineage: Eukaryota; Metazoa; Chordata; Aves; Casuariiformes; Dromaiidae
Gene: CIMIP5
Product: chromosome 3 C2orf50 homolog
Exons: 3
Coding region: 1-477 (158 amino acids)
Source: RefSeq, a predicted model, not a curated record
AUGGACAUGGUGAGAACCAGUUCUGGACUAAGGACAGCUACUUUGGCCAGGUCCCGGCUGCCAGGAGCGCCGCACCAUGAGGAGCCAGCCUGCCGCGGCCGAGCCACCGUUGCCCCGACAGGCCGUGCGCGACCCCCGGCUCGGCCCCACGCAGACGAGCAGGCCACCCUGCAGCAGAACCCGGUCCGAUGGGAUAAGAUCUGGAGAGAGGCGGUGGAGGCUGAGCAGCGAGGCAGAAAAAGCUGGUACCAGAACUGGAGUUUCCUAAAGGACUACGACCAAGCAGGUAAGAAAAAGGAGCAGAAGUCACUGCCAGACUAUGUGCCUGUGUUUUCGGACAAAGUUCCCAACUCCACCAACCAGAUUAUUGGCAGUCGAAUGAAUACUGAACUUGGUAAGACUCUGGUAAACAUGGAUUACUUCUUCAGCAGCGGAAGACGCAAGAAGAAACUUGAGGAUGAGCUCCUGCCUUCCUAGUGCUUAAGUAAAAAUACCCAAACCAGCAAGUUUUAGCUAACAGACUUCUUUUAGACUCCACAGCAUUGAAGUUAGCAGGUAAAAAAAAUGCUCAGUCUUUUACAUGGAGACUAAUACUACUGCUGAGCAUGGAAUUUUUUCAAGAGUAAAGAUGGACGCUCUCCAACAAUGCCUUAUGAAAUGAUCCUCUUUAUAUUUGACGUGAUUGGGCCGUAUACACAAUUCGCAUAACAGAUCUCAUUCAUCUUCUACUGCAAGUCUACAGUAACUUUGCCACUAACAGCAGAAAGAACAAGAUUACAGCCAAACCACAAUUUCUUCCUGAAUUUUUAUCUGCUGAAAAGAAGCAAUUAAUGGAGACCAGCUCAGAUGAGUCACAACACAAACAGCAUACUUCGAAUUCUGAAAGUCUGUGCAAUAAAACACAGCAGGUUAUUGCAUUUCAUGUAGCUAGCCAAGGAUUCAUCACAGGAUCCGUCAUCUGCAUGCUUAAGCUUGCUCUAAAGAGUAAAAGUCAAGGCACAUAAGACAUGUUGUGUGCUUUUUUACCACUUCCUGCUGAGGGAGGGAGACCACAUUUGUUUCCGCAUUAUUUUUCAUUUUCUUGUUUUUAAAUUUCCUAUUUCUGCUCUACACUCUGAAAUUCCCUUCCUCCUACUCAUCUUUCUGAUUUAGCUGAUGCAAACGCAAUGAUAAGGAAGGAGGCUUUUACAUUUUAACAGGUUCAUCAUUCCUAAAAUUCAUCAUUCUGUGGUUGCCCAGGGAAACCAUCAUCAUGCUAAAUUGGACACAAUACCUACAGCCUGUUCACUACUGCAUCUUCAUGACACAGAUGCUGACUUUGUUUAUGACCUGACAUUUUGUAGGGGAAAACAGUAAUCAACAGAACACAGAGUAUAUAAAUACAAUGUCUGCUUUUUGAACCACAUUUAGCUUUUUUAAGACCAUGUUCAGUCCUAUGUGAAGAUCAGCAUAGAAGAUGAUUAGUAUUGCCCUGAUACAGCAGGCUGCAACCUCUUGCCAGACUGAGGUGGAGAGAUAUUUAUCUAUGCUUUUGUAGCUGAGGCUAUUUCUGAGCAGCACAAGGCAGUUCAAAAGCGCAGAAGGUGAGAUGGAACAGUGGGAUCACUAUCAGGGUCUCUGGAAAAAGCAAAAAAAUGCUGUUGAAAGAAGCCAGAUCCCACUUGUUGAAGUGAUGGCACCAAACAGUCCUCAUGGCCUCCUCAAGGCAAGGAGAACUGGAGGACAAAGGUUUUUAGAUGACAGCUAAGCUGCCUCAAGAGCGAGGAAGACCACGUCAAGCAAGCAGCCCAGGGGUGCCCUGACUCUGUGCUCCCCUGUGCAGAUGCGGAUAUCCAAUUGUAGUAGAUAACUGUGUUCAGAUGCACAAAGUGGGAACCUACACUUUCAAAAAGGCCUCUUCUUUUUCAGCUAAAACACUUUCUGCUCUCUUGUGAGAACAGAAAACUGCACCAGGAACUGCUUUAUCUUCAAACAUCUGAAUAAGAGAGAGAAGAGAACAGAGCAAGCCUUUCCUUGUCCCUGUGUUGUCUGAAGCUUUUUCCAAAAACUGCACAGGCCAUUCAGAGGCUAUUUAUUUACUGGUGGUUGCACAAUAUCGAAAGUUACUAUAUUUCUGUGCCUUAUUCUGAGAUAAUACUAAGCAGCCUCAACUCUUGCUAAGGGGUCACAAACUCUAUACUGAGUGGCAGAUGCACAAAUAUCUGUCAGGCUCAAGCUCCUAUUCAUGAUAAAUGGGCAUAUCUCAUUUAUAAAGCAUGAGGAUUAUGUUGUUCAGCAUGAAAGCAUGUGAAGUGCCUCGUUUCCUAACCUCCAGAUGGCACUCACUCCACACCAACUAAUCAGCUGGAAAGGACACUAAGUUAUAGCAAGACAGUGUUACACGAUUCCUUCCCAAUGUUGAGUGACACUAAAUGGUUCCAGAUUCUGGAUUCUUGUUUGGUCUGUGUGAAUCCGGAGUAGCUCUGCUGGAGACUCACUCCAAAAUGGAGUGUACAGGAAGGAAGACAGUCUAAGCAAUGCAUGAUUUAAUCCUCGAUUAAAUCCACAUUACUGAGCACUGGUGCUGUUUCAGCUGAAGUACUUUUCCCAGUUCUGAGCAGGACACAGAAGGUCUUGGCUUGAAGAUGUGUGCCAACUAAGCAGAGCCUAGAGGAUCAAUCAUGGUAACUGCAGUACCGGAAAAUACGGCUUAUGAGGAAAGAUCAAACAAAGUGGUAUAGUUUAACCUGAAGAAGAAAAAGCAGACUGGGAACAGGGUAACAGUCUUCAGAUACAUAAAGAGCUUUGGAAUGAAAAAAGGAGUACACUGUACUUCAUGUGCAUGGCAGACGAUAGUAAAAAAACAGGAUCUAAAUCACAGCAAAACAGGAUCUAAAUCACAGCAAAACAGCAGCAUGUUGGAUAUUAGUGAAGCUAAGUAAGGAAAGGUAAGGAUAACACAGCACUGAAAUAGAUUCCCUGAGGAAUCUCCAUCACUGAAUGUUAAACAAGCAUCCAUCAGGAAUGACAUAUUUAAUGGGGCUUGCCUUUUAGUGUAUAAAUGGGAUGACUGUCUGAAGUACUUUACAUCAAUUCUCUGAUUUAUACUAGAGUCGCUGAGAUCAGAACACACUUUGAAAACAUUCUUUAAAACAUGUUCAAAAAUAAUGGCAAGAAAAAACACAGUUCCAUUAGACCAGGUUUAAAUAGAUCACAGCUCUACAAUAAAGAUUUAUCACCUAAUUUUUUGUAGAAAUCAUACUUCUAAUUCUUCCAACUACUUGUAAAGAAAAUGCUUUCCACAAAGCCCAGUUGUGCCUCUCUUAUUCACACAGUCUCACUGAAAUCCAGCAUUUAUCUGAGAAGCUUGGCUAGUGCCCUCCCGGCAGCCACAUAAGAACACUUCUGAAAGAGCACAUGUAUGCCUUUAUGUCACAUAUAUGGAUGGUGAUAACUGAUUUUCUUUCAACAACUUCAGGAUGCCCUUACUAAUACAGUGUAGUCCUCACUCUGCUGUCCUUACUCAGAUAAAGCACCCAUCGAAAUGCCAAGCAGUUCUUGUAGCAGGUGCUUGUAAUGACUACAACAUUUACACCGCACAGGGAGACCUGAAUCCUUCAAAUCCUCCUGCGCUCCUACUCAGCAUUGCUAACACGGGUCAUUUCAGUCGAACAGAUCACAAUAGAAAAGUUCAGCAUAUACAGAAAUUUGGACUAGGGUGUAAAGCUGUGAAGGUGAACCUCAGUGCACAUGUCAGAAUCACCUUCCAGCGCCUCUGUGAGCACAGCUCACCUUCCCUGGCAGGAGGCUGAGAAGGUGCCUGCCAAAGGACAGGCUCAGAGGACAACGUUAAGCACUGAUAAUACACAGGAGGGGAGGAGAUCUGGGUCUCCAGGGCUGUAAGGAGCAUCAGGUGGAAUGGGGGAUAUUUGAAGGAAAAAAAGUGUUGCCAUUAGUGGUCUAACACGCAACAAAUGGAGGUAAAAGCCAUGUCAGUUUUGCAUAAAUCUGUGGCCAAGCACUUCACAAGUUGGUAGGUAUACCUGCACUAGAGCCAAAUCACAAAAGGAUUUUCUGCUUAAUCAUGGAAGUGGGCAACCUUAGAAAAAGUAGAUCUGUGCUUUGUUGCAAGAUCACGGCAACCCAGAACCCUGCUGCCUCUUCUGAUGUGAAGUUAAGCUAAUACCUUGACUUUCUGAUUAAGCCAAUUGAAAUGGCUUAAAAAUGCUGGUGGGCAGCAACUGGAUAUUACUAGUUCUUUUCACCCCAAGUUGCAAAACCCCUGUUCAUUUAUAUUUCCUGCUGAAAUCAGUAACAACUCUAAGCAUUGACAUCUUAACAUUUAUCUUUGAGGACAGUGACUGUCUAGAGAAUGGAAGUAUCCCAAAUGGAAGAGGCUUGAUAAUCCACGUGAGAUGGGAACACUGUACAGAGCUGGACACAGCAAUUUAUUCAAACACUAUGCCUUCCUUGGAAUGGAAAAUUAUUUUAUGCUGCUGCAGUUACACUUCCUCUGCCACCCAGCCUGAUGUUUCUGAAGUUAGUUUUGGCUCUUUCUACCCUGUACAGCAACCUUCAGAAAAGAUGUUUGGGGAAUAUCUGAGGUCCUACCCAAAGCUGCCUCAGAAUCUGAGUAGAAGGCAGACAGGCAUUUUCCAUACGACAUUCUCUCCCCAAGUCUAACAAUCAUUUAUCCUUUACCAUAACUAACUUUGCCAACUAAGCCUUGCUUACAUGAUCAGAGUCUUGUAGAAAGACCAGAUGAAAUGAUAACAACUUUGAAAUCUGUAAAUAAUCAGUGGAAAUUCCAUUUAUUAAAGAGACUGUGUAGAUGUUAGCUGUACUUUAAGCUUCUUGUAAAGAGUUCUUAUGAUGUGUCACUUAUGCUCCACAGUUUUAUAGGCUUUUUUUUCCAUUUGCUGCCAGAUCACAAGCAAGAGAUUACACAUGUUUAGACAAUUUAUUCUUAUUAUUUCUUCCAGUUAAAGAGCAGAAGUGGGUAAGAAUAUUAAUGUAAUUCCUCAGUUAGAUACACUGGUGGAUUUGUAAGUAUUAUUAAUUCUAACUGGGUGCAAAGAUGUUUCCAGGCUUCCCGAUGCCUCCAAAUUUUGUGCAUUCUCAUUUCAAGCUCUGCUCAUUAGAAGAAGAAAAAAAAAGAUUGUGUGAAAGACACGGCACUUUUGCAACAAAACAUAGUCUGUUUAAGCUCAUACAAAUCUGUAUUUCUUAUACUUUUACAAUAGUCUUUGUCUGUAGUUCCCAGCUGGCAUCUUAACGAUUAAGUUUUGUUUUAUGAAAUUGGUGAUGACUGUACAUCUAAUUGUGUGUCUUGGAAACUGUACUUAAAAUUAUUUCUUGGCCUUUAAA